This is a messenger RNA of Aureobasidium subglaciale EXF-2481, 1242 nucleotides long. RefSeq lists its product as uncharacterized. Lineage: Eukaryota; Fungi; Ascomycota; Dothideomycetes; Dothideales; Saccotheciaceae. The record is from RefSeq and is a predicted model, not a curated record. The coding region runs from base 1 to 1242 and encodes 413 amino acids. The transcript has a single exon.
AUGGACCAUCACAGCGGUGCAAAAUCACUGAGCGACGCCUAUUCGCUCGCCGACCUCUUUGCUGACUGCGUUGAAUCAAUCAAUCUCAUCCAUGGAAACCACGAGGAAUCUCACAGUGAAGAAAUCCUCACAUCACAACUCGGCAUCGAGCAAGCUCGCCUACUGAUCUGGGGUGAUGCCGUUGGUGUUUGUUCACCACCAGCUGUCACGGGAAUCACAUCUGCCAUCCCCAAACAUCCUGGAGCACUAAACCCCGAGCCGGAGAGACCAUUGUACUUUGGAACUCGCGAUGCGCGACUGGAUGAUCCUCGAUUCAGACAGCGUGUUGAAGACUCCCUGCGUGCGAUCGCGAGUCCGAUGACACAUUUGUCGAAAAUCAAGAUCUUGCAGACUUAUGGAUUGGACCAUUUCAAAGGCUCGCCGAAAGUGCGUGAGAAUCACAUGCUAGCUCCCAAUCCUUUCAGACUGCAGGCGUUCCGUGAAAAACUUGAACUGCUGCAAGAAGUUGUUACCGCAUAUCCUCAUGCCAGAACUCACAAACAUCUGGGAGUCAACAAGAAGAUGGCCUGGCAAAUCAUGGAUGUGGCCAAGACGAGCGAACUCUGCACACUGAUCCGCGAGAAGGUGGACUAUCUGGUUCAGCUCAUGGAUGUCCAAGCGAAAGUCGACAAGGCGAUGCGUUACGAUGUCCGUGCCAUGGGAUGGCAUCCCAGCGAAGACAUGAACGCUACCAUUCGCGAUACGCUGAAGCUGUCCCUCCUCGUGGAAGCGUCAGAAACUCUGUAUCCCGAGUACAGCACUGCAGCUCAAGAAGCAAUGGACAACGUCACCGAUCAAUGGAAGGGCAGUCGUGGUUAUGAUACCAUGAUGUCCGAGCAUCACAACCCGACCAUUCACAAGACAGCUUCUCACACCAUGCUCUCUCAGCCAAUCCGCCCUCUUGAAGACACUACCAGAUCGAAUGUCUCACAACCAAAGACGCCCAAGAAGGGCAAGCUGCUCGGCUCUCUACGGCCCAAACUUACAAGAUUGUUCUCUGGCAAGAGUAUGGAAAGGCUUUCUCCAGCUACAGCUGAUCCUUCACGCUCAAGAUCUGAGAGCGGACCCAGUGGUGGUGCAAACGGAGAUGCAUUGGAGCCAUCACGUAGCAAGUCUUUGGCAAACGACGACCUGACGCACGUGCUCACACAUUCCGCUACUCUGGAAAGCAUGAUCAGCCGACAUGACCAAUACCGUCAGUAA